Messenger RNA from Panonychus citri (citrus red mite), 1928 nucleotides. RefSeq names its product serine/threonine-protein kinase pakD-like. The transcript is spliced from 4 exons. The record is from RefSeq and is a predicted model, not a curated record. Lineage: Eukaryota; Metazoa; Arthropoda; Arachnida; Trombidiformes; Tetranychidae. Bases 1 to 1614 code for a protein of 537 amino acids.
AUGAUCCAGUCAAAAGAAGCAUCUUCAUCCCAAGCAACUAAAGUACCAAUUGAUUUUGACGACGAACCUUCUGGGCCUUACAUCCCUAUAUCUGAAUGUUAUACUGGGAAACCAGUUUCUUUCAAAGGUUAUCCUAACAGUAACCAUCACCUUCCCCCUCCUCCUCUGCCAUCUUGUUCAUCUUCCAGUGUUCACCAUCCAAUUCAUCAGUCUCAUGGACUGGGAUGUUCCUCGUUCAAGUGUCUUCACCAAAGUAGCGCUUCGAUCAACUCUCCAUCCACUGGUCUCUCUCUCUCAUCGUCCCACACACUCAAUGCUCGUAAAAGCAAACCUCACAAUCUGACUGUUGGUCCAUUGAGUCAUACACUCAAUCGGCAUGAGCGUCUCUCCGAUUCCAACAAUUCAACUCUUUCCCUUCGUAGUCGAGUCAGUAAGCCCAAUGGUGAAUUUGGCCAUUCAAGCUACAGGAAUGAACCACCGCCAAGGCCACCCAAGCCUAAGAAGUUGAACAAUCGAAGCAAAUCCGAAAGUUGCUCUCCUGCUUAUGGAACAAACCAUUUUAAUAGCAACGAUCAUUUAUCACCUUCAACUCCAUUCAAUAGUCAUUUAGAUUCACCAUCGUCACCAUCAGGCCAAUUUAAUCCCACCAUUAAUUCAAGUUCAAACAACAACAUUAACAUCAACAUCAACAACAUUAUCAACAAUAACAAUCAACAUAAUAAUCAACAUAACAACAACAUAGUAAACACCCCAACCUCUCAACCAUUAACUCUUGAUGAUGUUUAUGAUUUCCCAAAAUCAGAACCAGUAUUUAAUAGCAUGAGAACUGCAAUUCCCGCUCCUGGUAACCGAACUACCAAAGGGAACAGUCAUUCUUACACUAAUGCGCCUCCAGGUCAUUUAAGUAAACCUCCAGUUUUCACUUACGAUUACAAGGGAACUUUACCUGUUUAUCUAGACGAUAAUACGAUUGCUUUUGAUUUGGAUAAUUGUGAUCGAUCUCCAUCUACACCAAACUCUGCAUUUGAUUCGCUUUCUUCAAGCGGCUCUCUGUCCAAAAGUCUCACACCUCCGGCAGUUAAUCGAGAUUUAAAGCCAAAACGACGAGACUCUGAUUCUGAUACAAAUGUUUCUCCGACAAGUCCAACAUUUACUCUCGCACCUCCACCAGCUCACUCGAAAUCUUAUAUUAAACCAACAAGACUAUUGAAUGAUGGGACACUAGGAGCUUCUUCACAAGGGAGACAAUUUCAACAUCAUUUUCCUCGAGAUGAAUCAAAUUCAGAAGAAGAUACAAUUAGUCACUAUUCCACUUUGAAUAAACAAAAUUCAUCUUUAGACAAUCAGUCUCUCAAAGGAUCUCCAGGAAAAUCUCCAGGUGAAUGCUCUGAUGUAACUUACCUGGAUCUCGAUUUGAAAGAUAAAAAAACUGAUAAAGAUUCUCCUAAUUGUUCUGAUCCAAACAAACCAUUAUCGAAUCAACCAAAGGAUCUUAAUGAAAACUGCAAUUCAAGCGAUUCCCAGUCAACAGUUUACAAAAGUAUCGAUUUUGUAGCCACUCAUGCUUUCCAUCAAUUGCGAAUAAGUUCACAUCGUUUUAUUGGAAAAAAAUAGAUUUUCAUUCAUAAAUUAUCAACGAAGAAAAGAAAUCACCAUUAAUUAAUUAACUAUUUACAUGUUGUUUUGCAAACCUAUUAAAUUUAUAACUGUCGACGAAGUGACCACAACCUCAUAGGAGAAACGGAUUCCUCUUGAACAUUGAGCAUUCAAAUGAUUCUAAGAAUGUUCCUUGUCCAUGAUUAGUAAUUAAUCAUAUUUACUGAUCACCAAAGAAAAUAUAUUUUAUUCACUAUUUUCAUUAUUUCAAUGGAAACAAUUGAGCUAAUUGACACGAAAAAUCUUAACAAUUAAACGAAUCCUAAUUCUAA